CUUUGUAAACGCCGUAAUUUACGCCGUUUGUACCACAAUACGCCGUAAUUUGCGGCGUCUUUUCGUGUUAAACGCCGUAAACAACGGCGUUUUGAGAAUGAAACGCGUUUGGAUAGUGGCGAAAUUUGACCCAUUUGGCUUUCCAUACUAGACGGAUGUGAGUAACGGCGUAUUAUGUCCCUUGCGCUUUUAUUUUUCUUCUGUCGGGCCGUUUGCUAAUUCGUCUCUUUCCGUUUUACAUGUAAUCCCUUCGUCAUUUGAGUUUGUUUAUUGUUUAUCAAUCCAAUUAUAUACCAUUAUUUUCUAUGUGAGUGGAUUUAUUGAGUGCGUAUUCUCCAACGAUGGAAAACUAGCUGGCGAUGCUAGCAAGCUAAAGCUAGCUGCGUUUCUGUGACACAAGUCCCUGUGCUGCAUGACCAGGAUGAGGAUGUUUUCAGUUUCACACAAGACGGCCUUUGUGGUCGAUCACUGCCCGUACAUGGCAGAGUCCAGCCGGCAGUUGAUUGAAUGUGACAUGCUGACCAAAAGCCGUUCACAGGGCGUGAUUCCUCUUGCUCCAGUCUCCAAAUCUCUCUGGACGUGUGCAAUCGAGUGCUCCAUGGAGUACUGUCGAAUCCUUUAUGACAUUUAUCCCACCAAGAAACUGGUGAACUAUAUUGUGAGCGAUUCUGAGGUUCACAUCUUGAACAGCUGGAAGCAGCAAGAUCAGAGCACACUGGAGCUGAUGGCUGCCUUGGCUGCUGUUGGGCCUCCAAACCCUCGUCAGGAUCCUGAAUGCUGCAGUGUCCUGCAUGGGCUGGUGGCAGCUGUAGAAUCACUGUGUAAGAUUACAGAAUAUCAGCAUGAGGCUCGUACUGCUCUGAUGGACACGGCUGACAGAGUGGCCAAUAGGGGGCGCAUUAUCUGUCUCACCAAUGCCAAAAGUGACACUCAUGUCAGAAUGCUAGAGGACUGUGUGCUGGAAACCAUUCAGGAGCAGAACAAACUGGCAGCUGGCUCUGACAGAAUGAUGCCAAUUCAGCAGUGUGAGCUUGUGCUGGUCCACAUCUACCCGCAGGGUGAUGACACUCUGGUUUCGGAUCGGCAAAAGAAAGAGCUCUCAUCAGUGUUGAGCAGUGAGGUUCACAGUGUGCGAGCUGGACGCUAUCUAGCCUGCAAACUGAAUGUGCUGGUUCAGCAGCACUUUGAUUUGGCCUCAACCACCAUCACAAACAUCCCAAUGAAGGAGGAGCAGCAUGCUAACACUUCAGCAAAUUACGACGUUGAGCUUCUGCACCAUCGUGAUGCACAUAUGGAAUUUAUUAAGAGUGGUGAUUUGCACAUGGCCGGCAGCACCAGCAGAGACAGUGGGCUGAAGGAAACUGUCACACUCAAAUGGUGCACUCCACGCACCAACAGUGUAGAACUGCAUUACUGCACAGGGGCGUAUCGUAUUUCUCCAGUGGACGUUAACAGCCGGCCAUCUUCCUGCCUCACCAACUUCCUGUUGAAUGGUCGAUCUGUGCUACUAGAGCAGCCCCGCAAGUCCGGGUCUAAGGUCAUCAGUCACAUGUUGAGCAGCCAUGGAGGAGAAAUCUUUCUGCAUGUCCUGAACAGCACACGCUCAACAUUGGAGGACCCGCCCUCCAUCAGCGAGGGUUGCGGUGGCCGAGUGACCGACUACCGCAUCACUGACUUCGGUGAGUUUAUGCGUGAGAAUCGUUUGACUCCAUUCCCGGACACGUUGGUAGAUGCAGCAGGCAGAGCUCCAGUGGAGAGAGCCAAAUCUCAACUAGAACGACACACACGAUACUGGCCAAUGAUCAUCUCCCAGACCACCAUCUUCAACAUGCAGGCGGUGGUACCGUUAGCUAACCUCAUAGUGAAGGACACUCUAACAGAUGAAGAUGUGCUUACUUGUCAGAAAACUGUCUAUAAUCUUGUUGAUAUGGAAAGGAAGAGUGACCCUUUGCCCAUUUCAACCGUGGGCUCCAGAGGAAAAGGUCCCAAACGUGAUGAGCAGUAUCGGAUCAUGUGGAAUGAGUUGGAGACGUUAGUAAAGACUCAUGUGGGCACCAGUGAGCGGCACCAACGUGUGCUGGAUUGUAUCAGUGCUUGUCGGAGCAAACCACCUGAGGAGGAGGAAAGGAAAAAAAGGGGAAGGAAGAGAGAGGACAAAGAGGACAAAACUGAGAAAAAUGGCAAGGACACAGAGGAGAAGGGCUGGACUACAGACUCUGAGAGGUUGAAAGGGGUAAUGGAGCGAGAGAAAGAUGAACAGAGCGAAUGUGAAAUCAUCAAAGAUUCACCGGACUCCCCGGAGCCCCUGAACAAGAAACCACGUUUAGCUACAGAGCAGCAGCAGCAGCAGCCUCCGGAGAAAUCUAAAGGUCCUGUGUCUCUACUUACACUUUGGACUAACAGAAUAACUCAAGCCAACUCCAGGAAGCAUCAGGAGUUUGCAGGGAGACUGAGUUCAGUGAAUAACAAGGCUGAACUUUAUCAACAUCUGAAAGAAGAAAAUGGGAUGGAUGUUCAUGAGAAUGGAAAAACCACCAGAUGAUGUGUGGAACACGCCUCUUCUCAUCUCUGCAGGAUCAUUGAUUUGUUGAGAGGAUGUGAUGUGUCCUUUGGCAUGACAUCAAAUGAUGUUUUUGCCAGGAUGCUGGUUUUAAAACCGGCAAAGAAGAGUAAGACAAUGUUUUAUAAAGCACACACUUUUUAUAUGCUUUAGUUUGUACAAAGAUUCUGAAAUAUUCUGAAACAGAAUAAAGAAAUGUGUAAACAGUG
This is a messenger RNA of Pimephales promelas (fathead minnow), 2769 nucleotides long. RefSeq names its product integrator complex subunit 13 (gene ints13). Lineage: Eukaryota; Metazoa; Chordata; Actinopteri; Cypriniformes; Leuciscidae. Gene Ontology annotation, cellular component: integrator complex. Gene Ontology annotation, biological process: centrosome localization; regulation of mitotic cell cycle. The record is from RefSeq and is a predicted model, not a curated record.